Molecule: messenger RNA, 1943 nt
Organism: Pocillopora verrucosa
Lineage: Eukaryota; Metazoa; Cnidaria; Anthozoa; Scleractinia; Pocilloporidae
Product: dihydrolipoyllysine-residue succinyltransferase component of 2-oxoglutarate dehydrogenase complex, mitochondrial-like
Biological process (GO): tricarboxylic acid cycle
Cellular component (GO): mitochondrion; oxoglutarate dehydrogenase complex
Molecular function (GO): dihydrolipoyllysine-residue succinyltransferase activity
Source: RefSeq, a predicted model, not a curated record
CACGCUGAUGCCUAUGGCCUAAUCCAAUAUGGCUUCCGUAGGCUGCCGCAACAUCAGCCGGUUAUUUCAUCGCAUACGGCUUUAUAGAAGUUAUACCACAAACAUUUCUCGACAGUUUAUUCGAUGCGGAUUUCGGCAAAGUGCAAGUAGGCUACAAAAUACAGCGACUAAGAUUCAAGCCGCAGGAAUCUUGGGUGGAAAUAGUCAGCGAACGCUACUUGGUUGGAAGGAAAAUAAAUACUUUCAUUCAUCCUCAAACCUUUACUCUGAGAACUACAUAAUAGUGAAUACACCACCAUUUGCCGAGUCAGUUACGGAGGGAGAUGUCAGAUGGGAUAAAGCUGUUGGAGAUACUGUUGCUGAAGAUGAGGUUGUUGGAGAAAUUGAAACAGACAAGACCAGUAUACCAGUAAGUGCCCCUUCAGCUGGAACAAUUGCAGAGUUCUUUGUCAAUGAUGGUGAUAAAGUGGAGAAAGGUCAACAGCUGUUUAAACUUGCUCUUACAGGGGAUGCCCCUCCAAAGGAGACAACAACAGAAAGUAAGGCUGCGGCUGAGAGUCCAGCACCAGCAAAGGAGAUUCCAAGGGAGGAACCAUCUGCACCAGCUUUUAAGAUCCCUACCACUCCUCCCCCAGCUCCUGCAGUACCAACCCAACCAAUUGCAGAAAUCAAACCUGGCCCCCCUACCCCUGCCCCUCCCCCACAGCCAACAGAUGCUCUUCCAGCUGACAUUCUACCCAAAGGAGCCCGCUCUCAACAUAAGGCAAGGAUGACAAGAAUGCGUCAGAGGAUUGCUCAGAGACUUAAAGAUUCACAGAACACUUAUGCCAUGUUAACAACAUUUAAUGAAGUCGAUAUGAGUCAUGUCUCUGAGAUGCGGAAAAAGCACAAAGAUGCAUUUUUUAAGAAGCAUGGUGUCAAACUGGGAUUCAUGUCUGCCUUUAUCAAAGCAUCUGCUCAUGCCUUGCAGAGUGAGCCAACAGUGAAUGCUGUGAUUGAAAACAACGAGAUUGUAUACAGAGAUUAUGUGGACAUAAGUGUUGCAGUGGCCACGCCUAAGGGACUUGUUGUGCCAGUAAUUAGAAACGUAGAAGAAAUGAACUACGCCGACAUCGAAAAAGCGAUCAAUGCAAUGGGAGAGAAGGCACGAGCAAACGAACUGGCAAUCGAAGACAUGGACGGAGGAACAUUCACCAUCUCUAAUGGCGGAGUAUUUGGUUCCAUGAUGGGCACACCCAUUAUUAACCCGCCCCAGUCUGCCAUCCUGGGCAUGCACGCCAUUGUUGACAGACCGGUGGCUAUAAAUGGAAAGGUUGAGAUUCGUCCCAUGAUGUACUUAGCCCUCACUUAUGACCAUCGUUUGAUAGACGGCAGAGAAGCAGUAACAUUCCUUAGGAAGAUCAAAGCUUCGGUAGAAGAUCCUCACACGUUAAUCUUGGACUUGUGAUCUCCUGGCUGAUUAUGCUGGGAAAUUUAUAGUGGACAGGACACUUAUCAGUUUUAGUCGAUGUCAAGUUUAUGGCUAGCCUUGGUCAGAGAAAUGUUUAUGAAUGUCGGUAUUGUCACCUGUACUCGAUGUGAAAGAAAAGAGUCAGUUAUUAAUGGGGUUUUUAAAUUGAUAUUCAUUAUUCAGUGCGACUGUUCUAUUAAGUCAAACUCACCUGUUUAGGACUUAUUGUCACGAAAAAUACAUCCGUGUUUUUUUUAAGUUUUCAUUGCAGCCAUUACAUUUGUCUCGUGGCGCAACGCGCUCUCUCCCCCAGGUGGGGAAGAGAGCGCAUUUCGUGACGAGACCAAAAAAUGGCUGCAUAGGAGUGAUAUUCUUACCAAGUGGUGAAAAGUUUGCCAUUUGCCAGUGAAGAGUAACGUUUGCCGAAUUGUUUCUUGAAGUUGUUCAUCUGUCAUGUUUUAGUGAUAUCAAAUAAAAAAAUCCACCUAAAACU